GGGGGAGCGCGACCGUGGAGCACCGCGAGCCUAGUCGCAGCAGCGAGGGCGCCGCAUGGCGGGGUAUCAGAAGUCAGCUUGGUUCUUCCUUCAGUGUCAAAGGUUUCACACUACAGUAAGCAGGUACAAAGGCAAAACAGCUACAGAACAUCUCUGGCUGAUGAGGCAAUUGAAAGACCCAUUUGUGAAAGCUGCAAAAGUGGAAAAUUACCGUUGCCGAAGUGCCUUCAAACUUCUGGAGAUAAAUGAGAAGCAUCAAAUUUUCCGUCCUGGGCUUCGGGUACUAGACUGUGGUGCUGCCCCUGGUGCAUGGAGUCAAGUAGCUGUCCAAAAAGUCAAUGCUGCAGGCACAGAUCCCACCUCCCCUGCUGGUUUUGUUCUUGGGGUGGAUCUCCUUCAUGUAUUUCCACUGGAAGGAGCAAUUUUCCUCUGUUCUGCUGAUGUAACUGAUCCAAGGACCUUCAAGAAAAUUCAAGAACAACUUCCUGGUCAGAAAGCCGAUGUGAUUUUGAGUGAUAUGGCACCCAAUGCAACUGGAUUUCGGGAACUUGAUCACCAAAAACUCAUAAAUAUGUGUCUUUCUCUUCUGAACUUUGCUUCAAGUAUAUUACAUCCAGGGGGAACGUUCCUCUGUAAAUUUUGGGAUGGAGGUCAACGACACCUCUUACAAAAUAGGCUGGAGAAAGAAUUCCAGAAUGUGAGGACCAUAAAACCUGUAGCUAGCAGGAAAGAAUCAUCCGAAGUUUACUUUUUGGCAAAAUUAUACCGAGGAAUCAAAGCACCUUCGAAAGAAUGAAAGUUACAUCUUAUUGUUGCUAAUAAGGUUACUGGGGCUUAUAUAAUUUAGAAGAUUGAAUAAGGACUUGGACAGUUGCAGCGUAAAUACUAUGUAUUAUGUAAAUACUAAGCAAAGAAUAAGGCAACAUUUUCUGUUGGGUCACAUAUUUGAAGCUGGAAAUGCCAUUGGGGAUUGUAUGGCUUGACAUCGACUUCUUAUUUUAUAGAUAGGGAAAUUGAAGCCCAUAAAGCUUUACUGAUUUCUUCGAGGUAAGUAGGAGAACUAGAAUUUGAACCUAAUCUUCUGACUCCAAAUUCAUUCCCCUUUCCACUGGUCCCACCUUCUCCUACAACAUUGAUUUGUUUUCUUUAAUUGAAAAACAAAGCACUACUAUUUUAUGUUUGGAUGUUUAUGAAUUCUUGUGUGUGGAUGAGUCUCUGCUAUUGAAGCUAUACUUCAAAAAGUGUAUUUUUUGCUUUAUGAUUUAAAUCUGUAUUCACAUAAUACCACUAAAAUGUGAUAUUAAAGCAAUUUUCAAAAGAAA
Sarcophilus harrisii (Tasmanian devil) is the source of this 1322-nucleotide messenger RNA. It is a transcript of the gene MRM2, whose product is annotated as mitochondrial rRNA methyltransferase 2. Gene Ontology annotation, biological process: RNA methylation. The coding region runs from base 56 to 796 and encodes 246 amino acids. Gene Ontology annotation, molecular function: rRNA (uridine-2'-O-ribose)-methyltransferase activity. Gene Ontology annotation, cellular component: mitochondrion. Lineage: Eukaryota; Metazoa; Chordata; Mammalia; Dasyuromorphia; Dasyuridae. The transcript has 3 exons. The record is from RefSeq and is a predicted model, not a curated record.